AUGUCCCUCGCGUACGAGCCCUGCACCACAGUUGGCAGCGUGGUGCAGUGGCUAGCGUCCUUGCACUGUGGUGUCUAUGACCGGGGUUCGAAACUUUUUGAAGAAAUUCGUUUUUGCAAGUUUUUCUAGGAGGAAUUCAUCGACAUCGGGGAAAUAGACCAAAAAUUUUUGUCCAAAAGAAGAUGGCUUCUCAUUUCACUCGAUUUACCAAGACUUUCGACAAACAUUUUCUCUCGGCCCAUAGGCAUGAUCAAUAUAUCGCUUUCUGUAUUUUUUUUUUUGCAAGAAUCUAGAGGAGACUUGCUUCUCUUCCUGUGGCGUAAGUUUUUUUAUUUCAUUCUUUCUGAAUUAUCAACUGGACUGAAACGCUGAUCAAAUUAUUUUGGACAAAAAGUUUUUUCCGAGAAAGUGAAAAAUUGGAAAAAAAAAAUUUUUCGUUGUGCUUGAGAGUCAUAACUUUUUGUUCCAAUUUUGUGUUGAGUGGAUUGUGCCUGAUUAGCAAAUUGAAGUGAGGGAAAAUCCUGCUCCCAAGAAAGUAACUGAUUUUUAAAAAUUUAGUCAUUUUCAAGUUGGCCGCGUUCUUCGAGAUGGAGGUCAACUGGAUCACCCGGAUUCAGAGAUUCUAGACAUUUUUUCUCUACUCACGAGACCCUAACGCGUCGAUUGAAAAAAUAAAAAUCCAGGCAUUCGGGGGCUCUAGUACUAGUUAGAGCGAAAAGUUUGAAAAUGCCGAAAAAAGGAAAAAUCAGAAAAACGUCAGAAAUUUUUUUUCAAAGGUUUGCAGCUCGCUACUUUUGAGCUGUAAUUUUGCAGCAAGCUGUGUUAUGUUGAACGAAAAUAAGAAACAAGACGGAAUCCGGAUUUCACAAGAAAUAGAAAUUUUCAAAGUUUUGCGAUUUUCAAGUUGGCCGCGUUCUUCGAGAUGGAGGUCAACUGGAUCACCCGGAUUCAGAGUUUCUAGGCAUUUUUCCUCUACUCACAAGACCCUAACGCGUCGAUUGAAAAAAAUAAAAAAAUCCAGGCAUUCGGGGGUUCUAGUACUAGUUAUGACUCAAAGACUGCGAAAAAAACGUCAUUUUUCAAAAAACUUGAAUUUUUUUCUUCUGAAAGAAAAUUUUUUCCGGGUCAGUUCUAUAGCUAUAAAUGGUCAAAAGAGAACAUAUUUUGUUUUAAAAUUGGUUUGGACCAAUUUGCUCCACUAGGAAAAAAGUUUGGUUUUUACGGUGUUUUUUCUACAGUAAGCCUAAAAGUGGGCGGAGCCUUAUAAAACUUGGUUCUAAAUGUUCAAGAGGUUGUUCACUAUCUAUGAUAGCAAGAAGAGCUCUCAGGAACAAAGAUGAAAUUUUUGUACCAAACUUUUUCGCAUUUGUUCGAUUUUCUGGGAGAAUGCGUGUUAAAGGAUACAGUAGCAAGGUUUUUCUCAGAAACGUUCGAAUAACUACUGUAGGGGUUUUUUGUUCCAAGCUAAUCGAAAUUUAGUCAAAAAAAAAAGCUUGAAAAUCAAUUUUCUGUAGAAAAAGGUUGUAUCUAGGGUACAUUCAUGCGGUCUACACCCCGGUCGACAGCAUCGUUCUGAGCGGAAACUUCGUCCACACGCUGUCUUGCCAGAUGCAACUCGAAGUACAGAAGUCGGAGCAGAGACUUAAGGUUUUUCGGCUGAAAAGUAGACUCCAACGCCUUGAAAAAAGGAUAAAUAAUCGAUAAAAGCGAAGAGGAUAAUUACAGAGUGUUGUGAAAAUUUGUUAUUUUGAUUCAGGAAGAGCGAUGACUGGAAAACUUUAAGAAAUUUGGUAGGUCUUGAUUCCGAGCUGUGAAGCUUCAAAAGCUUGGGAUAGCGCUUUUUUUUCAUAAAUUUACCAAAAUUUAAAGCUCUAUAAAGGAAGGCUGCGAAAGAGGGUUUGGUUGAGAGGAACUUGGACAGCUUAAAUAAGAAAUUAUUUUGAAGCUCAUGGCGGCAGUCUAGAGAAAUACCAGAAUGUAGAGUUUUUCGUCGACUUUCUGAAUGUGUACCUCACAAAAAGAUGUUAGAAUUCAAAAAUUUAUCCUCAAAUUAAUCAAAUCGUUUAUUUUGUUUUUUUCAGUCAGAUGUAAUCGACUAGGUGGUGAACAAGAACUUUUGAAGCUAUAACGAACAACCGCCUUUGGCGAGCUAGAAGUCCAAACGUGUAGUCGAAAGAGUUGAAAGCAUGGUCUUACGGUCCUUCGCCUCGUUCUUCUGCGCGUAGUCCAUCUAGUUGCGCCUUGACGAGCUCAGAAUGUAGUGGAUGGUGUAGCUGGAGCCCGGAGACCGUGCUGGGGUGGAAGCCUCGAAAUGAGAGUGACCAUUUCGAGGGAAUGAAGAUUCCUGUGAAAACUCCUGUGAAGAGUCAAAACGAGAGAUCAAAAUUGAUCUCUCUUCAAACGAAUAUUUCAAUUCAUGAUUGAUUUUUCAACAGCUCCAAAGCGGCUUCCGAAUGCCCUAUACCCACCAACUAAUGUUCUACGUAGUGGCGGAUCUCGUCAAGAAAUGGACGAGACGGGAGUAUCUCCGACCCCUGAAAAUCGAGGACAAGUAAGAAUGAAUCUGGACAAAACUUUUUUUCGAAUGAAAAAUUGAAUAAAGUUUUUUUUUCCGGCGGACGUACGUUGGCGAGAGAUGGCUCAAGGCGAAAGGCCACCGACUUGAGGUUUUUCGCCUUUUUAUUUGAUUUAUAGGUUGCUCAAGAAAAUCUUUAAAGGCUCAUAGCCUCGAGACCUUUAUUGAAUCAAGCUAUGUUCCUUUAAAGCAGAAAUAAACAUUUCAAAAUUCAAAAAAAGGCAAAAUGAAUAGGAAAAGCCGAUAGCUUUCAAUUUUGUUCGAUUUUACUCAGAAAACCUUUUUUCCAGCUUCUAAAGUAAACGUUAAGAUUCAAGUUGAAAUUUGCGAAAAUUGAACUUUGUUUUUGAAUUUCUCCCAUUUUAGAUUACACUCGCAAACUUCGGAGACACGGACGAAAAAGAGCCGGAAAAUGGUCAGUUUUGACUCGAAAAGCAUGGCUCAGUUGGUAGAAAAGUCGCGUUUGAGUAAAGGCACGCGGGUUCGACUCCUAGCCAAGAUGCGAACGAAUAAAAUGAAGAAAAUCAUUUUUUUACUCUAGUUGCAAUUUUUUCAUAAGCCAAAAAGAUGAUUUUUUUAAGAGUUUAGAGUCUUUUUCUUGAUUUCAGAGAGGUAAUUUUUCGUUGAAGCAAUUUCAAAAAAAGGGAUUCAUGCUAUAUUUCAGAGACAUUCAAGUUUUUUUCUCCGAAAAAUUUAAAAGCCUUUUUUUAAAUAAUAGAAUCCAUAUAGUUCUCCAGCGAUUUUUUACUCGAGAUCAGCCAAAAGUUCGUUUUUUAAGAGAUAAACUCAAUUUCGAUUUUGCGUCAGUGCAGCAAAAUAUCAGUGUCAAAGAGAUUUUUUGAGAACAAUUGAAAAAAAAGAAAUAAAAUCGGAAAUGAAGAAAAACUAAAAGAGAAUAAGCUGUAAAAAUGCAAUUUUAAGAGGAUUUAAAGUUUUUUUUCGUUUCUCAUGUUUUGUCAUUUUUUUCUUUUAAAAAAAUGAGGGCUUUUUGUAAAUUUUUCAAGUAUAUCGUUGGAAAAACAAAAAAACAAAGAAGCGAUACAAAGUAGCAUUAUUAUUUCAAAAUUACUUUUUUCUUUGACGGACCUUCAAGAAAAUAGUUCAGAGAAAGAAAAUGUCCCCAAGAAACGCGAGGCACAGUUCGCGUCGAGCAGUCCUCUCGUGUUUUAUCGAAGCGAAGUAGGUUCAACUUUUUCUCGGGUUUUUUUCGUGUUUUUUUCAACGUUUCUAAAGGAUUCAAGAGAGCAUAAACUGAAAAUUCAUGGUCCGUAAAUGGCUUGAAAACCGGAAAAAGUCGGAAUGAAAUCUAGAAAAAAAUAAAAAAAUUUUUAACAUUUCCGCUCAUAAGUUUUUUAAAAAGGGCCAUAGAAGAAUUUUAAUAAGAAAUUUUUGCGCUUUUAAACACCUGAGAAAGAACUUUUGAGAGGAAAAAUAACUUUUUUUCAAACUUCAUGAGGUUCGACAUUUCGCAAUCGUUUAAAAAAAAGAGAAGAUUUUUUUAAUUCAAAAAAUUUUUUUGAGAUCAAAUCUUUCCUUUCAACUUGACUAUUGCGAUUUUUUUCUGAAAGCCAUGUGAUUGUUCGAAAUUUCGACCAAAACAUUUGAAUAAUUUGAGAAAAAAAUGAAUUGAUCUUGGAAAGAAAAAAAUGGUGCACUUAUUUUUUUAAAAAGAAUUAUUGAUUUGCCACCUUCACAAGCUUAUAGAAUCAUUUUUUUCUUUGACCUUUUUUUAUUUUUAUUUUUAUAGAGAACUUAGGCACGGAGAAACUGUAUAUUCAUGGCCUGUAAAUGGCUCGAGAGCCGAAAAAAGUUGGAAAUUCGUCCAGUCAAAGUGGAAUUUGAAUCAUUUCAGUUCAUUUACACUCUAAUUUUUCCGGAGUGCUUUAAAAAAAAAAAAAAAGGGUGGUAAUAAUUCAUUGAAAGAGCAUAUUCAUACGUCGGCUGUAUUAUCCCACUCCCCCUCCCCUCAAACUGCGACCUACUCCCCAGAAAAGUGCGGAAAAAAAGGCUGGGGGGGGUCGAGACUAUGUAUGAUCAGAUUGCUUUCAAAUAAGUUCCCCUUCAACUGAGAUUCGCAUAAAAAAGAAAAAAUAAAAAAAAAAUGUUUGCCAGGCCUACGACUUGGUGGCGGAUAAGCCUUUGAAGGCGCACAAGAUGGAGGUUGGGGAAGAGCCUCCGUUCGAAUUUGUAUCAAGUUUUUGAAAAAAACAAGAAGAAAAAUGUAAGAUUUUCUUGAUAUUAAGAGGAAAUUCGAAGAAUAACCAAGAUGGAACUCGAAGAGUACGACGCUCUUUACGAAUAUCUCCAAGGACGGCCGCAGGUUCAAAACAAUUUAUUUUCUGGGAUUUCUGAGUUUAGGUGGAAGUGGCCAAGGGAAUCAGCCAACCGGCCUCACUUCUGAAGUGCUUUGGGAAGGCCCUGAACCACAGGAGGAAACAGUUUGCCAAGGUUUUCUCAUGGGUUUGGAAUUUCGGUUUUGAAAGAGUUAUUUCUCGAGACCCUAAGACCACUAUUAUCACCUUUUUUUCCAUCAGAAAGGUUUAUAGUCCAUUCUCUACAACCAUUCUCUGCGCCCUCCUCGUCUCUCGGCGACCCUCUCUUGUUGACGCGCUAUUUUCAUGUUUCUCUGACCAGGGGAGACGCAGAAAUGGGAGAACUGUCUAAUUGCGGCGAAAGGACUAGAGAAGUCCCGAGAAAUCUAUCCAACUUCUUGUUUGAGUUUUUUUUGAACCGCCUGUGAUACAACUGUAUUGAAAAUAUCCUAUUUUUCUUCCUCCGAGCUACAGAACCCAUCCCUACGAAGCGCGCGGCUUAUUUCUUUGCAUGUGCCUUUCGUUUGCCCUAAUUUAUUAUAGUCCAUUCACCGCGACUUGACAGUUUUUGCAUUUCUGCGUCUCUCUGUUCCCUCACCGGCGAGGCCAUGGAAACGCGAAAAAAGCGCGUCAACAAGAGAGAGUCGACGAGAGAAGAGGAGGGCGCAGAGAAGUACCGCAUUUUCAAGGCGCGAAGGACUAUAAAGGCGCAUGCACAAACAAAAGCCGCGUGCCUUGGAGGGAAGGGUCCUGAAGCUCCAGGGAAAACGAAAACCACAACCUAGCGGUGAAUGAGCGAUUAAAUGUAUCGAAACCAAAUUCCCAAUAACACAUUUUUUUUUUCAACUUCUGAACGUCGAAAAUCAAGGCGGUUUGAUUUUAUUCGUUAAAAAGUCGAUAUGUGCGAAGUUUUGAAGCCAGUAGAAUCGAAGUUUAGAAAGUUUUUUUGUUCUUAUGAGCUUUACAACUAUUCUUUGAAGUACCGAAAAAUUGGUCACAUUUUAGAUUCUGGCCAUUUUUGAUGAAAAAUAUUGAAAAAAAAAGAACGAAAAUCGCAUUUUGAAAUGUAGCAGACGAGAGGGUGCGCCUGGUGGGCGGGACGGUGCGCCGAGUAGCCCAAACUUGGAAUUGAUAGAGCUUGAAAAAAUUGUGAGAGAUGUCUUCAAAGGAUCAAAAACUGGUCUCCGGGAAGAUUCGGUUCCCACCCAUCUGUCUUGAAAAUUUUUUGACCCCGUGACUUUUUUUUAAAAGACGAUUCUUGACCGAAAAGGCCGCAUUAUCAUAAAAUGAGAUUUCCCGAUAUUCUGAAAAGCCUGUUAAAAAUAUUCUCUUUAUUUUUGACCUUAAAGGAAAGACGAAAGAAUGAAUCGGAGAAGGAAGUCGAGGAGACAACAGAACGGAAGAGAAAGCUGGAGGCGGUGAUUUUUCCUUCCCACAAAAAGGAUGAAUUUCAUUUUUUAGGAAGUUUUGAAGGAAAAAGAUGAGAAAAUGGUAAAGAACAGACGCGUAUGGAAUCCGUGCCAGAGUCCUGAGGUAAUGAGAAAAAAGAAAAUUGGUUUUUGGUUUUUUUUUUCUAGCUUUGUUUAGAAAACUUCGUUCUCCUAGUGUAUCUAUUUCAUUGCCAGCUUUGAAUAAUCUUCAAAAAAAAAAAAUUUGAAUUAUGCAUUUCAAGCUUCAAAACACAAAAAAAAGACCGUAUACCUACUCAGACCCUUUUUAGGGCUAUCUGAACCUCAGUUGGACUAAAACGGGAGAAAAACGGGAGGAAAUAGGUGGCCCGGAUGUGUUUAUUUUUAAAAAUCUGAACCCAAAUGGGCUACAUUGGCUUAAUAAUGCCAAAAGUUCUACAAAUAGGGCGUAUACGGGCGCAAUACGGGUUCACCCGCUCAGAUCCCAUCUUAGAUCACCUGGUCUACCCAUGAGAUUUUUAAGCUUCGAAAGAACGACUAAUAUAUUUUUCCCACUAGGAAGAAAAUGAGACGGACGAUCCGGAGGUGGAAAAUAUGCAAUUGGAAAACGCGGAAGUUGACAAGAAAAAGUUCUUUUCUUCAUUUUCGCUGUUCAACGCCCCGGAUGGAGACGAGAAGAACCACAGGAAUUUCUUGGGUUUCCCCGUUCUGAACAGAUCGAACAGAAAUUGGGACGAUUUUCUGUCUUAUAGGCAUGCGUUUAAUUUUUUUUUUUUUGCUAGUAGACAUUUUGGUUGGUUAAAUAAAUUCAUACAUGUAAAAGGGAUAAAUCGGCUUUAAAGUCAAGAGAAAUUGAAUUUUUGGAUAUUUGAAUAUUUUAAAUUUAACAUAUCUUGCAAUUCAUAUUCUCCAAUUCCAUAAAUUGGGUUUUUUCGAGAAUUUUCAUUCCAGAGGAAAAUUGGUUUAUGAAAAUAUAUGAAACGAAAAAAAUGUGGUCAAAAAAACUUUUUUUUUAAUCUUUUUCUCUAAGAUUCGGAAUUUUUUUUUAAGCGAUCCAUCAGUAUUUUUUUGUUCAAAAAAACUGUGAAUUUAACCUUAAAAUCUCAACCGAAAAAAACAUGGGAUUUAAAAAAAGUUCAAUACAACGAAAGACCUUCGUUUUCUGACUGUUUAUCUCCAAAAUUCUCUUGUUUGCCCCACGAUUUCAUGAUUUUUUUCCGAAAUUUAUUAGCCUGUGUCUUUUAGAAUUCCGGCACCUGAGCCGUUAACUUAUUUUUUUGCUUGUCUUUUUUUGGAACUUUUUAAAAAAAAUAUUGAAGUUUUUGAAGCCAUUUAUGUGAUCUUUUUGUUAAACUUCGAAUCUCAACUAAAGGAAAAAAAUAUUGAAAAAAAUAAAAAAAAUAGUUUAAUUUGAAGUUAGAGCUUUGUUUUUUGAUCAUCCAGCUUAAAGGCAUAGGGGCAGUAAAAAACGGUGUUUCAGUUCAAAUCAGUACUUUGUAGAGCUUUUCAUUGCGAAUCGAACGGUGAACUUGGAAAUGUACCAAACCUCCUAGUUUUGGAGAAAAAAUAAUUCAAAGUCGGAGAGAGGGAAGUUUGAGUUCCCGCAAAAAGAGCACUUUGCAGUAAAGUUGCUCUAUGGACAACAGGCUUCGCCAAUUUCCGGAUUUUCGCUUUUUUCUUCGUUUCUUUCAGUUUUCAAUUUUUUCUGUUGUCACCAAAGUUUUUUUCGUCACAAAAGCUUUCUAUUCAUGUAUAAUUUGCAAACUUUGAUCGCAAAAAAGCGUUUUUGGUGAAAAAUGAUGAUUUUACACAGGUUUCGAUUGGGAUUGCGAUAUUUUGUGUUCUCUUUAUUAUCGGUGUGUGUUUUUUGUUUGACUAAAUGUUUUUUUCAGAAAAGAAACCCUUUAUUUGAAGCAGAUAUCCAGUUAUUUCUCACAAAAUGCGAGUCUAAUGAGACGUCCGCAACAUCGCGUGCACGGCUACUGUAAUCAGUUGUCUGCAUACCGAUCCAAAGCUUUUUUCAAAGUUAAAGGCGGGAAAGUAAAAUCGCAUUUUUCUUCUAAAGUUGUCACAUCUGUAAUUUUUUUGAGUACACCAUUCAAUUUGCAAUGAAAAAAACUAUAUAAGAUACUGCUUUGACCUGAAACCCCAUUUUUUACUGCCCCUCUGCCUUUAAAAUUUAUUUUUUUUUUUGAAUUUUAUAAUUUUCCCCUAAGAUUUCUAAGAGUUUGAUCAUCGGCUUUAUGACUUUUCCAAGACCUUUUUGAGAUUUAUCACCCUGAAUCUUUAAGAAAUCCGGUAUCCGAGCCUUCUGGACCACUGAUUUCCCUGCCCAAAGAGGAGUCGGAAGAUGGAAUUGAGGCGGAAAUUGAUGAAAAUGAACCGGAUUUCCAUUCUUCUUCAUAUUAUAUAGUCAGUUUUACCGAAUUGAAAGGCAAGGGUGACGCGUUGCGUGUGCGGCGCGGCUUCUUUGGAGAAAAUUUUAGAAGCCACUUUAGGGUUUUGAGAGUUUCUAAGUAGUCACUUAAGGUUUUGAGGGUUUCUAAAUAGCCCCUUUUAGGGUUUUGAGGGUUUCUAAGUAGUCACUUUAGGUUUUUGAGGGUUUCUAAAUUGUCCCUUGAGGGUUUUGAGGGUUUCUAAAUAGCCACUUUAGGGGUUUGUGGGGCCACUGAAGUGACUAAAGUUCCGUAAUCUCUUCAUGAAAAGGGUGAGGCGUUGCGUGUGCGGCGCGGCUCCUUUGGAGAAAUUUUUAGAAGCCAUUUUAGGGUUUUGAGAGUUUCUAAGUAGUCACUUAAGGUUUUGAGGGUUUCUAAAUAGCCCCUUUAGGGUUUUGAGGGUUUCUAAAUAGCCCCUUUAGGGUUUUGAGGGUUUCUAAAUAGCCCCUUUAGGGUUUAAUGGUUUCUAAGUAGCCAAUUUAGGAUUUUAAUGGUUUCUAAGUAGCCACUUUAGGGUUAUGAGGAUUUCUAAGUAGCCACUUUAGGGUUUUGAGGGUUUAUAAGUAGCCACUUCAGUGUUUUGAGAGUUUCUAAGUAGCCACUUCAGUGUUUUGAGAGUUUCUAAGUAGCCAUUUUAGGGUUUUGAGGGUUUAUAAAUAGCCACUUCAGUGUUUUGAGAGUUUCUAAGUAGCCACUUCAGUGUUUUGAGAGUUUCUAAGUAGCCAUUUUAGGGUUUUGAGGGUUUAUAAGUAGCCACUUCAGUGUUUUGAGAGUUUUUAAGUAUCCGCUUUAGGGUUCUGAGAGUUUCUAAGUAGCCACGUUUAGGGUUCUUGAGGACCACUUUAGGGUUUUGAGGGGCCACUGAAGUGAAUAAAGUUCCGUGAUUUUUUUAGGAGUCCAAUCGGUACUAUUAGACCAUAAAAACUACUUUAGUGGCCGCUUAGACGCAAGAUAGUGGCUUGUAUAGAGGUGGUUUCAGUGGCCACUUAAGGGAUCUCUCCGAGUAGUCCUUAAGGAACUUUUUAAGGGGUCACUGGAGUUUUUUUCCCAGCUUUUGGCGGGUUAAUCAAAUUUAAACGCAAGCUUUACCUCUUUUUUUCAUAGUUUUUUUCAAAAUUUUUAGUUUUUUACGGUUUUGAAAAAAUCUAGUUGAACGAAUAAGAAUAUAAAAAUUAUAAAAUACUCAUUUUUUCCUACAUUUCUGCUUGAUUUUAUUCGAUUUUUGAGUUUUCCCUGCCAGAAAACCGCGUCGCGUACGCAACGCUAGUCUACCCAAAAGAAAAAUGGACUUCAGAUGAUUUUAGAACUUUUCAGGAAGAGGAUUUUUCAACAAAUCUUGAGCCGAUGUUGGAGAUAGACUUCCCUGAAGGGGAGGAAAAUGAACAAGAUUUCCAGACUUUUGAAUUUGUAAGUUUUCAGCAAAAAAUGUGGAAAAAAUAGGUCAAUUUCUGCUAGUUAAAGACGUCUAAACCUCUCCUUUUUGCACACUCUUUCGCUCAAAAUUUUUUCGAUAGUUUCUGAGUGCAGAAGUUUGAUUGAAUGGAGGAAGAAAAAAAAAUAUAUUUUUGGACUUUCAAAAGUUUGAUUUAAACCAAGUUAUCAAUAAAACGUUCAUUUCAAACUCUUUGAAUCUUUUGGUCGCAUUUGGAAUGGCUCGUGCGGUUGAACUUGAAAUUUUAAGCCAUUUUCAAAGAUUUUCCGUCUUGCGAAAGUCACAUUGUGAUCAGCCGCAGUCUCUAACAGACCCCUUGAGCCAUUCCCUGUGCGACCAAGAAGUUUGGAAGUUUCAGUACUUCUUUCAUUACUGACAGAACAACUAGCAAUUCGAGAAAAAAACAUCAAAAAAAUUUUUAUUUAAAAAAAUAAUUCUUAUCUCUCAAUUUUUUUCUACUUUUUUUCAAUGUUGAUUUUUAGUGAAAGGUUACUGAAAUCCUCUGAAACCCUGAAUUUUUUUCGAAUAAGGUUAUCCUUCCAGGAGCCCAGCCUGGAAAUGGAGAGUUUUGUACCGGAAGAACCCGAAGAGUUGAUCCUUAUGCCGUUCGUUCCUUGGAGCCCAGGCGACAUCGAAAUCACAAUUUCGGUGUGUGACUGUUUUGCGAAAAAUGCGAAAAAGUCACUGAGAAAAGUUUAAAAGGAUUUUUUGAAUAUUUCCGGUUUUUAUAAUUUUUUGCGACCUUACAGAAGUUCACCAACUGAUUUGCAUUUGAAAACUUUAUGAUUUUCUCUUUUUAUAAAUGAAUUUAAAAAAAGAUAAGAACAGCAAAAAAAAUUUGUUCAAAGGCUAAAAUGAUAAAAAAAGAAGAAAGAAAAAUCAAUGAAAAGUUGAUUUAGCCGUUUUUUUAUCGGUAGAGCGCAUUUGAUCCAGAAAAAAAUUUUUUUCGGAACGGUUCGGAAAUUUUUUUCCUGCUCUUCAAAAAAAUGAGAUGUCCAUUUUUAGACUAAAUUUUUCAAAUUUUUGAAUAAAAAAAUAAAAUAUGAAAAGGAGAUUUAUAAAUUUAUAAAUUAAUGAAUUUUUAUAUUUUUUUCUUAUUCUAACUAAACCUUGAAAACUAUCAUUUCAAACAAUUUAUGAUCAAGUAGAGCCUGAAUUAAGGUAAAGUUUUUUAGUCCCAUUUAAGUACCAUUUUGUAGAGAUUUUCCAGUAUUUUUCAUAAUCUGAAACGUUUUCAGACUUCUAGAGAUGCAUGUCAUUCCUAUGAUGACGUCAAUUUUUUUGGAAAAAAUUUUUUUUUACAUGUUGCGAAAAUUUGGCAUUUCUAGUGAUUCAUAAUUGCGUAGAGUUAGAAAAAGAAAAAGAAAGUUCGCUUUUUUAAAUUUUCAGCUACCUUUUUUUAGGCGCUUUUUUUUUUUAGAAAAUUUCCACAUUUUCAGACUUCUGGAGAUGCAUGCUAUCCCUGUGAUGACGUCGGAGGUCCGACUGACGUUGCGGAGCAGUAA
Caenorhabditis auriculariae is the source of this 11668-nucleotide messenger RNA. The record is from the annotation of a GenBank genome assembly. NCBI's taxonomy places the organism in Eukaryota, Metazoa, Nematoda, Chromadorea, Rhabditida, Rhabditidae.